Molecule: messenger RNA, 1736 nt
Organism: Lycium ferocissimum
Lineage: Eukaryota; Viridiplantae; Streptophyta; Magnoliopsida; Solanales; Solanaceae
Product: transcription factor PIF1-like
Exons: 10
Coding region: 13-1503 (496 amino acids)
Biological process (GO): regulation of DNA-templated transcription
Molecular function (GO): protein dimerization activity; DNA-binding transcription factor activity
Source: RefSeq, a predicted model, not a curated record
GUUCUUCUGUUAAUGAAAUUGAAUUAUUGCACAGUAGGAAUCAUUGCGUUGUUUCUUGAUUUCGAAAUGGAUGAUGAUUAUCCUAAUAUUCCUACCACUUCUGGUAUUACUAUUAUCACCCCAUCAAAAAAGUCCACAACAGCAGAAGAAGAACUGAUGGAGCUAAUAUGGCAAAAUGGUCAAGUAAUUAUGCAAAGCCAAAAUCAAAGAUGUAUGAAGAAAUCUAACCUUUCUUCCGAGCAACAAUCAGCCAUUGAAGAAACAGUAACAGCUUCAGCUCCACUAUUUAUACAAGAGGAUGAAAUGAUGAACUCUUGGCUUCAAUAUCCACUUGACGAUUCUCUAUCCUACGCUGAUUGUUUAUCCUGCGCCGAUUUUCUUUAUCCUACGCCGGAAGAAAUUCGUAAUUCGACGGUGGAGAUUAGUCCGAUUGCAUCGUCUUCGCAGCCUGAAGCAAUUUCUUCACGAAACGAUGCAUCAAGUUGUGGUCACUCAGUUAAGGCAUCAACUGUUGUGGAAUCAAACGAGACACCGAUAGCAGCAGUACCGGAAUGUACAGUUUCACGCGUAUCAGAUAAUGUAACACCACCAGUUUCGGCCGUGAAUGGCGGAAGAAAGGAAAUGAUGACGUCAGCGGCAACAAGAGGCGGUAGAGAAAUGACGACAGCAUGUGAGCUGGCAAUGACGUCAUCUACAAGUGGCUCAGGGGGUAGUUUAAGCGUAAGUGCAGGAUCGCUACGUCCGCCGCAGAAGGCGGUGGAGGAUAGGAAACGGAAAGGGAGAGAAUCGGAUGAUAAUGAAGAUCAAAGUGAGGAUGUUGAAUUUGAGUCUGCUGAUGCAAAGAAGCAAGCCAGCAGUUCUACAUCCACAAAGAGAUCUCGUGCAGCAGAGGUCCAUAAUCUUUCUGAAAGGAGACGUCGAGAUAGAAUAAAUGAGAAAAUGAAGGCUCUCCAAGAACUCAUACCACGCUGCAACAAGUCAGACAAAGCUUCAAUGCUGGAUGAAGCAAUUGAGUACCUUAAAUCAUUGCAAUUGCAAGUGCAGAUGAUGUCCAUGGGAUGCAGCAUGGUCCCUAUGAUGUAUCGUGGGAUCCCGCAAUUCAUGCCAACAAUGGGAAUGAAUAUGGGUAUGGAAAUGGGCAUCAACCGGCCAGUUGUGCCAUAUCCGUCUCUAAUGCCAGGUCCAGCAAUGCAGAAUGCAGCUGCAGCAGCACAAAUGGCUCCUAGAUAUCCUCUUCCGGCAUAUCAUUUGCCACCAUUUCCUGUACCUGAUCCAUCCAGAAUCCCAUCCCCGAACCACCCAGAUAAUCAAAUGCCAAACUCACUUGCUCGACACAGUAUUGAUCAGCCAAGAGUUCCGAAUUUUAGUGAUCCAUAUCAACAAUAUUUUGGUCUCCAGCAGGCACAACUGAUGUUAGCCCAGAAUCAGGGAGUGGAACAGCCCAGCAGCAGUAAACCAAACAGUUGCAAAGAAGGAAGUCCAGGGAAUCAUCUAUCUGGUUGAUUACAAGGUGGAUCAACCACGAGAGCUUCUCACGACCAAAUUUUGUAGUGUAAGAGAAACAAGUGCACAGUCUGCACUGGCUGAUUAAUACAGUAUAACAUCACUAAUUUGUAAUUAUUACGGUAGAACUAGUGUUGAUUUAUAUAUUAUAGCUCUUUAAAAUCCUUUCCUGAAUUCGCAUAUGGAUAUAUCUGAGGCGAGUAUUUAAUGAAAGAAGUGAUAUUCAGUGUGAA